This is a messenger RNA of Phragmites australis (common reed), 1130 nucleotides long. RefSeq lists its product as uncharacterized. The record is from RefSeq and is a predicted model, not a curated record. The transcript has a single exon. NCBI's taxonomy places the organism in Eukaryota, Viridiplantae, Streptophyta, Magnoliopsida, Poales, Poaceae. The coding region runs from base 371 to 832 and encodes 153 amino acids.
UCCGAUCAGAGUGUGGAGAACUAGCCACGCCCGCGCGCCCACCCCCACCCGUUGCACCGCAAGCCGAGAGCUCGGAAACGGUCGCGGGAAGCGAGGCAAGGCGACGAACAAACGUUACAAUUACGCCAAACAAACCGCCGCACCAAUCCCUCCCCACCGUCCACGCCCCCGCGUCUCCUUCAAAUCCGGCGGCCCUCUCGCCGCGCGCCGCUCUAUAUAGCCCUCCACGCGCCCCGCAUGCACGCGAGUAGUAGUCUUUCUCGCACAAGCCAGCCGAACCGCAAGCAAAUCGACCAGAGGGCGAGUCGCCGCGAUCGGUAGAGAAGGGGAUCGCGGACGUAUAGAAUCGAAUCCAUCCGGCUGCCAAUCGAUGGAGAUGAAGGUGUCCGGCCCAGGCGAGGCGGCGCCGGGAGCGGGCGCCGGGUGCAAGAAGCAGCGGCCGAGCCGGCUCCAGAAGCACGCUCCCGCGUCUCUGCAGCUGGAGCAUGCCGCCGGGGCGGGGCCGGGGCCCGCGGCGUGGGGCGACGGGAGGGCGCCGAUACCGCUCCUGUCGCCUCUCGUCGUGUCGCCCACGGCGCCGCUGGUCUGGGAGGCCGACCAGGGCGGGGCUGACAGGAGGGAGGGAGGAGGAGGGGAGCAGCAGCGUGGCGCAGCCCGGCACGGCGGCAACGUGGAGCGGCAGGAGCACGACGCCCCCCCUAAGCCGCCGCCGCCCGCACCCGGCGCGGGGUGGCGGCACCCGGCGCUGCCGACGCCGGCGGCGGUGCCGGCAUCCCUCGUGCCGCUCUUCCAGUCGCAGUGCGCGGUGGAGGUGCGCAACGCGCAGCAAUGAGGAGAGCCCUUGCUUAACCGGGUAACGAGGACCCAAACCGCCGACGCCGUAGCUCGCAUGCACGCGCGCGCUCUCGUCGUCGCGUGCUGCCUCACAUCAUUGUGAUAUGCUUUGCCUUUGUGCAACUAGUUGUUACUCUUCUCUAGCUUGCUCUGCAUAAAAUGUGGUUGCGGCUCUGUGUAUAUGGCUACCCUCUCGAUCUCGAUCGGUUCGAGCGAUGGUCUGAUGUCCCUUGGAAAUGGCUUGCCUAGCUAAGUCACCAGCCAUUCUUGACAUGAUCUAAUAAAGCAUCGGCAUU